AUGCAACGUGAGUUGUUAUCGCUGCAGAAUGCUGACGCUGCGAUCCACGCGACACCGCCUUCUCCGGCACGUCAACUGCAAGCGCAGCAAGAUCAACUACACGCAACUGACACCGAUUUGCGGCGGGUAAAUAACCCGCUGCCUGCGACCUACACCGAGCGGACACGUGACGCCGCGUGCCCACUGCGAGCCGCCGCCCCCGCGCCGCCGCGCCCCGCUGCUGCUGCACCCUCCACCACCAGGAGCCAGCAGGAGGCCGCGCCCACGCCCCCCCGCCCAUGCCCCCGCCCCCGCCGUCGCCGUCGAGCCGCGCCGCAAGCUGCACCCCAGGUGACGCUAGCAGCUGCAGGAGCUCCGGCGGCGCCCCCCCGUGCCCCGCGCCACGCGGUCGUCGACAAGGAUGGCUUCAUCUUGGUGGAGAAGAGGAGCCCCCGUCGCCGCAACCGCAACAAGCGCGGCACUGCCCCGGCCGCCUGCUCGCUGAAGGCCGCCACGCCCACGGUCGACAUCUAA
Plutella xylostella (diamondback moth) is the source of this 513-nucleotide messenger RNA. NCBI's taxonomy places the organism in Eukaryota, Metazoa, Arthropoda, Insecta, Lepidoptera, Plutellidae. The record is from RefSeq and is a predicted model, not a curated record.